AUUCUGUUCGGAAGAAAAGGCGCCAUUAUGAAAGUUGUCAAACAUGUGAGUAUAAAAUGUGAAUUUUUCUGGUCAAGUCAUUUGCCUGUUUUUGACUUUUAUUAUGUAUAAUUCGAAUCGUAACGAUAAAAUGAAAUAAAUUUAAAUUAUUGUAUUGAAAUGACUGUAAGAUGGACGUCUUACCUCAUAAUAAUUUGAAAGAGCAGUUGUCUAGAUUUAGUGAAAACAGAAAGAACGAAGUAAAUAUCCCGAAAAGUACAUCAAAGAAGCAAUACAGCUUUAAAAAGCCUGCAAAAAUCCUCGGCAAUGCCAAAGAAAAUGCUCCAGAAAUACAUUUCGUUGAAGACGAUGGAAGAUUUACCAGCACACCUAAACAUCCAAGUAAGCACCAGUCAACAAUGCUUUCAUUUGUUAAGAAAUCAGUUAAUACAUAUGCAGAGAAGAAACGAAAAGACACUCAUAUUUCUUCUUUAAACAUAUCCUUAAAUAAAUCUAAUUCCUGUGAUGCAUUCGAUGAUUUGGAUGAUUUUGAAAUACCUUUUCAAAAGAAGUUUCUACAAGAUAUAUCCUUACAAAAGAAUAAGAUUUCUGAUCAAACUGAUAAAUCAGACGGUUCUAAUUUGAAUAGUUAUAAUAAUAAUAAAGAUACAUCGUUAGAAACAGAUUUAGCUAAUAAGGAUUUAAAUAAAAAAGUUAUUAAAGAUCCUGACAUAUCGAUACAACCUAAUAAUUCUAAUGAUAAAUGCUUUAAUAAUCCUGUGUGUAUACCUGAGACACAAUUACCAGAUUAUUCUGAAAUAUUUCCAGAUGAUGACGAUGAAAUUAUAGCAACACAAUACUUUAAUGACUUGGAUCCUUUACAUUUUUCAAAAAUUGAAAAAUCAGUAAAAUGUGAAUUGAAAUCUAUAAAUCUGGAUGAUGAUGAAUUCAAUGAAAAAGCAUCUGAUUUUGUAAAUCAAAAUUCUGAAUUUGGAAACACUAUUAAAUCCACUAAUUUAAAUAAUAAUCAUGAAGACACUGAUAUUCACAAUUAUUCAUUUGAAAGUAUAAAAGAACAAAAUCUUUUUGAUGAUGAUAAUGAUUGUGGUGAUGAUAAAGAAUUUGUAGCUAAAAGUAAUAUUGAAUUUUUACAAACAAAUAAUGAUAUCAAUACAAUAUCAGAUAUAUCUGAAAGUGAUUUUCUUGACUCAUUAGAAAAAAAUCUAUAUGAAACAUUUGAUGAAAGUGACUUUUUACAUGAAACAAAUACAAAAAACAUUAAGAAGAAUGAACUAAAUAAUAAUCCUCAAUUAUUUCAAGAUGAAAUUAUUUCUAAAACUCCUAUUGAGGAAAACACUUCAUCACAAUCUAUUAAUUCUUUAAAAGAAAUAAAUUACAGUAUAAUGACCAAAAUUUGUGAUUUGUUUCAAACAAAUACUGCUGCAGUUAAAACUGUUGCAGGAUUAAAAGAGUUAUUAGAAGUGCGUUCACAAGUUUUAAACGAAAUUAAGAAAUUAGAACCAAAAUCUAAGAUAACAUCCAAUAAAAAACCUUCUCUGUCAUCUCGACUGUCUUCAAAAUAUAAUAAUAAUAAUUUAUUCCAGCAAGUUACUGAAAUAAAGUCUUCUUCCUCAUCAUCAUCAUGUACUUUAAUAGAAAGUAAUUUACAUCAAACCAAGUCUUCAGAAUUAAAAGUUGCUGAUAGCAGAGAAAACAAUUCAUCACUUAAUGAUAUUCAAAGUCCUGUAAUAACAAGUAAUGUUUCUAGUCCAAAUAUUUCUAAAUCUUUUUCAAAUAAAAAAAACUCUAAUAGCAGUGAACAAAUACAAACAAUUGAAGAUAUUCAGACACAAGAUACAAAUAUAAAAUUAGAUGAAUAUUUAAUAGAAGAUUUUACUGUAAAACAAACAAUUGAAAAACAAGAAAUAGAUUAUACAUCAGCUCUUUAUGAAACUCAAAAAAAUAAAGAAAUUUCAAAAUUUGAAUCUGGAAAUAAGCUUGUUGCAGGUUAUUUUUGUCGUAAUCAUAGAGAUGAUGGAGCAUCUGAUAAAUAUAAAGGGUUAAAUUUCCCUCACUCUGAGGAAAUGAUGUCAUUUUUCAGACAGGUUUUUGGCUUACAAAAAUUUCGACAUAAUCAACUUGAAACAAUAAAUGCUGCUUUAUUAGGAGAAGAUUGUUUUGUUCUUAUGCCAACUGGUGGAGGAAAAAGUUUGUGUUAUCAACUUCCAGCAUUAAUGACAAAAGGAGUCACUGUAGUAAUAUCUCCUCUGCGUUCUCUGAUUCAGGAUCAAGUUCAAAAACUUUGGACUCUUGAUAUUCCUGCCAAUCAUCUUUCGGGGGAUAGAGAAAGUAAUGUAUCAGAUACAAUAUAUAAACAAUUGCUUAAUAGGGAACCCAGUAUAAAACUUCUUUAUGUUACACCUGAAAAGAUUAGUGCCAGUAAUAAAUUAUCAAGUGUCUUUCAAAAUUUAUUCAAAAGGAAAUUGCUUGCAAGGUUUGUCAUUGAUGAAGCGCACUGUGUUAGUCAGUGGGGGCAUGAUUUUAGACCUGAUUAUAAACGAUUAAAAAUACUUCGUGAAAAAUAUCCUGGGGUGCCAUUUAUGGCUCUUACAGCAACAGCUACACCUCGUGUUAGAACUGAUAUUCUUCAUCAGUUAAAUAUGCCUCAACCAAAAUGGUUUCUUCAAAGUUUUAAUAGACCAAAUCUCAAAUAUGAGGUAGUACAUAAAAAAGCAAAGAACUGUAUUCAAGAUAUUAUUAAUCUCAUAAAAACAAAAUUCAAUGAUAUGAGUGGCAUUAUAUAUUGUCUUUCAAGAAAUGAUUGUGAUCAAGUUGCAGCAGAUUUAAUUAAUUCAGGAAUUCAAGCUAUAUCUUACCAUGCUGGUAUAGAAAAUGAAAAUCGUAAUCAUGUUCAGGAGAUGUGGAUUAAUGAUAAAUGUAAAGUAAUAUGUGCAACCAUUGCAUUUGGAAUGGGAAUAGAUAAACCUGAUGUUCGAUUUGUCAUACACCAUUCCAUACCAAAGUCAAUUGAAGGAUAUUAUCAAGAAUCAGGACGAUCCGGUAGAGAUGGAGAAAGAUCAUGGUGCAUUUUAUAUUAUAACUAUCACGAUUUUCAUCGAAUUAAAAGAAUGAUUAUAAAAGAUACAGAAAAUCAACAUGCUAAAAAUACUCAUCUGGAUAAUUUAUAUCGUAUGAUUAAUUUUUGUGAAAACAAAACAGACUGUAGAAGAGUUCAGAUGUUAAAUUAUUUUGGAGAAAUAUUUAAUAAAGAUCUUUGUUUAUCAAAUCCUUUAACAGCAUGUGAUAAUUGUUUAUGCAAGGACACGUAUGAAACUUGUGACGUUACAGAGGAUGCUAUAGCAAUUGUGCAAUGUAUUGCACAGUUAGUUGGUGAAUCAAGAAAAAAAAACUACACAUUAACAUACUUUGUUGACAUUUUUAAAGGUUCAAAUAAUACAAAAAUAAUUUCUGCAGGCCAUAAUAAACUUGCUUUACAUGGUCGUGGUCAAACCUAUGCAAGAGCUGAUGCUGAACGUUUAUUAAGAAAAUUAGUGCUAGAUAGAUUUCUGGAAGAAGAUUUGGUAAUUACUCAAAUGGAGCAUGCUGUUUCAUAUGUAAAAUUAGGGUGUAGAUCACAAGAACUUCUGAAUAAGCAAGUAAAAGUAAAGUUUACUUUGAAAAAAGGAUCUAGACAUUCUUUAUCAGUACAACCUAUUGUUGAGAUUGAUGAUGAUUCUGAAAUUAAACAAUUAGCUAAUCGUUGUUAUGCAGAAUUGAUAGAUGUAAGUAAAUCAAUUGCUGCAGAAAAUGGAAUUCAUUACACAAAUGUCAUUAAUGUAGAAGCUCUCAGACAAAUGUCUAGAGAGAUGCCUAUGACUGAAAAUGAAAUGCUACAUAUACCACAUGUUACUAAGAUUAUAUAUGAGAAAUAUGGAGCACAGUUUCUAAAUGUAACUCAGAAAUAUGGAUAUGACAGAGCUGUUUUAGAUGCUGAACAAGAAAUCCAUAAAGAUGUGUUUGAAUUGCCAAAUAGUCCAGAUGAAGAUAGUUGGUUAAAUUGUGCUAGCAGCAGUAAAGGUGCAUUCAAAAAAAGGGGAACAAAGAGAAAAUAUAACAGGAGAAAUACUGGAAAUUCAGCAAAAAAGUUUAAGAAUGAAAAAAAUAAAGGAAUAAGAACCAAAAAUAAAUUUUCAUCAGCAAAUAAAUCAAAGGCAUCGAAUAUUUCAAAUUUAAAUACAAAAAAUAUACCUCAAGUUAAAUCUAGUGCUUCAGCUUCAAAAGUAAAAGAAGGGUUAAGAUUAUUACCAGCUCCAAAACCAAAAACUGCUAAAACUACUGACAGAUCAUUUUUACCACCACCUAAAGUAUAUUAUGCUUAAUAAUAGAAUGUAUAAUAUCCUUUUGUGAAUAAAAUGUAUUUAAUAAAUAUAAU
Messenger RNA from Centruroides sculpturatus (bark scorpion), 4411 nucleotides. Its product is annotated as Bloom syndrome protein homolog. The coding region runs from base 171 to 4358 and encodes 1395 amino acids. The record is from RefSeq and is a predicted model, not a curated record. Gene Ontology annotation, biological process: double-strand break repair via homologous recombination; DNA replication. The transcript has a single exon. NCBI's taxonomy places the organism in Eukaryota, Metazoa, Arthropoda, Arachnida, Scorpiones, Buthidae. Gene Ontology annotation, molecular function: ATP binding; 3'-5' DNA helicase activity; nucleic acid binding. Gene Ontology annotation, cellular component: cytoplasm; chromosome; nucleus.